UGAACAAAUUGAAAUUCAAAUUUUAACAGUGCAGAUUUGUUUGUUUUUCAUUCAUGAGUUCUCACUUUGGAGGAACGAUAACACAAAGAAUCGUUUAAAUGAACCACUCCUGAUGCGUCUGGGUAAAGUAUAAAGAGUCUUUUCUGGUUUAAACAUUUAAAUUUAAAUGGCCAUAUAAUUAUUUUGACGAGAAACAUAUGCAAAUUUACCACAGCAGUUGCUGUAAAACCACGAAUAACCAUUAAUUAAUUAUUUAUAUCUUUAACUCAAUGACGUAAUUGAGGACGCUUUCCAAAAAAGGGUUAUAAAGUGGAAAGUUUUAAAAUUUGGUUUAAAAUAAAGCCACAAAAAGUAAAUUAACCUAUUCCAAGAUUUCCCGAAUUUGUUUAUAUUGUUCUCCACAAAAAAGAAAUUGAGGGUAAUGAAUUCAAAUUUAAAAACAGCGCCGUUUCCAAACGUCAAUCAUAUCCGGAGUGUCACAUUCCUAACCUCAAAAUAUACAUUCACGUUUAUUUUUAUCUCGAUUAAUGUAAACCGAAAACGAAAAGUACGAUGAUAACCCCGCGAUUUAAGCUAGCGCAAACAGAAACGACGGUUACUAUAAACAUAAGAGCCCCAUACAGUAAUUUACGUGACCUAGAAGCGACAAUUGAUGAAGAUGUGUUCAUUUUCUUCAGUAGCCCCUAUUAUUUACGCCUACAGUUACCAGGUCGACUUGUCGAAGACGAUUCUAACAAAAGUUCGUUCGAUGUCGACGCUGGGGAGUUUACGUUCACAAUAAAGAAGGCUAUCGAAGGCGAGUAUUUCCCAGAUUUAGACUUGAUUACCAAACUACUUAUACCAAAAGUGCAAGUGACGGACGCUAACGAUGCUAGCAGAAAAAUAACAGUUUUGUCCAAUCAAGAUCAAACUGAAAAAACGGAGCAAGAAUUAAAUGAAGAGUUUGGGUUUGCGCUGUCUGGUAAAGAAAAUUUUCAUCACAUAGCAGCAGAAUUCAAAGAUGUAUUUGAAGUGGAUCCUCGAGAAGUAAAGUUAGCUGAAAGACAUAAAAUGCGACUGCAGUAUGAACAAGGAAAGUUUAAUGUGGACCAUUAUUUGAGUGAUUAUAUUGAAAAUGAUGAAGUAUUGGAAAUUGUGGCUUUAAAAUCACCAUGGGCAGAUUUAAAAAGAAAUGAUAUCCAAUUUACUGACAGUGAGUUAGAUUUUCUAAAAGAUUUACCAAAUAAACAAUAUAACUUGAGCGAAACGCAGAUUAAUUACUGUUACUAUUCUCUAGUGGAUAUAUUAUUUGCGUUUUGUUAUGACAGAAGAACCACAGAAUUUGAAGGAUCAUCAGAAUCUGGAUGGAAUAUCAUCAAACUUGCUGCUACGUUUUGCUGGCUGGAUGUUUUCCAAACUCCAAAAGAAGCUCUUGUUAGUGGAUUCAGAAGAAGUGUAAUUUAUCCAUUGUAUCGUAACUUUGACUUAAGCCAAACAGUUUUGGCAGAUUUAAGACAGCUGUUGCAUUUAGGCGAAAAAUAUAUUAUUAAAUGUUUGAUCGAAAUAUAUAACAUGUUUUUAAAAGGCGACUGUUGUCGAUAUAUUCUCAACAAUUUAUUUAUUAAAGAUUAUAUUAUUUAUAUAAUGAAGUGGGACCAAACACAAUGGAAAGAAAUUGUGUCUCAAGUUGAAAACAUAGUAAUUAAGAAGAAUGAUUUAGGUUUAAAUCUACAAGAAAUAGAAGACGACGUUUGUCAAAAAUUGGGUAAUUUCACCAGUCUUAGUAUUGGCGACCACGAUUCUGACGACACUGACUGUUACAGUGAUAGUUCUAGUGAAGAAACUUCCAGUGACAGUAGUGAUAGCACCACUGAUUAAUAUUAUGUAUAUUUAUUUAUAACAAUAAAAUUUAUGUCACAAAUA
Molecule: messenger RNA, 1902 nt
Organism: Zophobas morio
Lineage: Eukaryota; Metazoa; Arthropoda; Insecta; Coleoptera; Tenebrionidae
Product: protein SHQ1 homolog
Exons: 1
Coding region: 553-1857 (434 amino acids)
Biological process (GO): box H/ACA snoRNP assembly
Cellular component (GO): cytoplasm; nucleoplasm
Source: RefSeq, a predicted model, not a curated record